This is a messenger RNA of Gasterosteus aculeatus aculeatus (three-spined stickleback), 2077 nucleotides long. RefSeq names its product rap1 GTPase-GDP dissociation stimulator 1-A. Gene Ontology annotation, molecular function: guanyl-nucleotide exchange factor activity; protein binding. NCBI's taxonomy places the organism in Eukaryota, Metazoa, Chordata, Actinopteri, Perciformes, Gasterosteidae. Gene Ontology annotation, biological process: positive regulation of GTPase activity. The record is from RefSeq and is a predicted model, not a curated record.
AGAGCCAGUUAUAGUAAAACGAAGAGAGACACAAGACAACUUGUUGUGAUGCUCCACCGCAGUGCAGGGUGGGAAGGGAGUGCGCGUGGGUCUGGGGGAAGGUUAAAGCGAGGGGCCGUGCAGACGCUGACUAGGCCUCCCGGAAGCAACAGCUGAUGACUCCACGGGGACACGGACAACGAGGCGGUGGCGUUCGGCUCUGCACCAAGACGUGGAUCCGAGAGGGUUUCACCCCGCCGGAGGGUCGCCCCGGAGCAGCAUGGGACACACCUACGUGCCGCUCGUGUCCACCGACACGCGCUCCCACGGGGACAAACGCAGGUCGAGCCGCGCGCAGACCUCCACGCCGAACUACAACCUGAACAAUGCAUUGGGCACCAUCAGAGUGCUCGGUUUGGAACUGAUCACAGACGAACUUAAACCACAUCUGGACACGGUGCUGGUCAACAUUAAGGAGAGGAAAAAGGGUGCUGCCGAGCAGGUGGUGAUCAGUGGGAUCCUGCCGGUCCUGGCCCUGUCCCUGAGGAGCCGGGGGCCUCUCACCGGGCUCACCGCAAGGCUGGUGGCUGAACUCGCCAAGGAAUCUGUAGUUCGUAAAGGUUUCGGAGACGCCGGUUUGGUUCCGGCUCUGCUGUCCGUGUUGACCAGUCCGGACCAGGAGGUGAUCCUACACGCUGCAAGGGCCAUCUCACGCAUGUCUUAUGACAGCUCCAAGCUGCAGGGACUGCUGCUGCGUCGAGGUGCAGUGCCUCGCCUCGUCAACGCCCUGCUCCGCUUCCCCGACCAGGAGGCCCUGCAGGAGGCGUGCCUCCAGGCCCUCUGCAACCUCAGCGGCAUGGGGGUGGCCGAGGAGGCCGGGCUGGUCUGGGAGAGGGGCGCGUCCGUGAGGCCGGGGGAGUCGGUGUUCCACGGCGCGGCGCCUCACACCUGCGGGCUCGCCUCCUCCGUGACCUUGGUGCGCGUGUCUCAGUGGGCGCCGGGUCAGUACGCGGUCAACGUCGAGGUCUUCCAGCGCUGCUCCUCCUCGUUCUGGGGCCUCGGCGGGGACCAGCGGCCGGCUCGCUGGUCCCCGUUCCCCGGCUUGGGAAGCUGGUCGAAUCUGUACAAGGUGAUCAGGUUCUCGAAGAGGAACAUGUUCCACACUUUCCUCUGAAAGCUAACUGGUGCAUAAAACUCUCUGAGGGACCACUGCAACCGCUCCAAGUCCUCCGCCAAUCACUGAUCCACAUCAGGGGAACGUUUUACACACCAGGAACCUGGACAAUUAAGGCUAAAACACACGAGGUUCCCAUCUGUGAUGGGAUGCUACUCACUUUUUGUGCAAUAGUUGAAUGAGAGAUGAGGAAAAUGCUAAAUGUCAGAGAAAAUAAUGUUUAAAGAUGAAUAUUGUGUCUGUUGAUUUAUUCACAAAUGCAAAAAAUAAUUUUGAAUUUUCUGAGGCCGCAGAAUUGAGAAUUGAACGUUCUUUUCUACAGAGCAAUUGAAUUAUUUUUUAUUGUGGCGUAUUGAUCGUAGACUCUCAUUGUAAGCAAUAAACUAUUGGUUUAUUGCUUACAGUGUAUAUAAUUUGCUAUUGUGUACUUAUCUUUUAUGUGAUAACAUUGUGAAUGUGCUGUUAAUGGAUGCAUAGGGAUUAUUAAAUUACGGCUUAAAUUGAUUAUUAUUAUUUUACAUACUGACAACCGACGCAUCAACUCACAACUUCAUUAUUUAUAACUUCAUAUUAAUCUACAAUUUGAGAUCCCAUGUAACCAAAUAGAGCAUAACUCUAGCCCUAGUCAUGUGAACACAAAAGCAUUGAUAUCUUUGUGCAGGUUUAUAUACUAGAAUGAAACACUAGAUGGCGUCACUGUGCUUCGUGGACCUUAGUAUUACAGAAUUAGACCACCAGUUUGUGACUUUGAAACAAUCUUAAUAAUGACUCCACAUAUCAGUGAAUAUUGUCAGAUAUUUACAUAGAUUUAAUUUGUUCACCUUCCGUUGCCUCUGAAAGCAGUUUGUGUAAAUAUCUAUCUAGUGUGUAAGUUGAAUAGUGCGCUCGCCCCAUGACCUUUUAAAUAAAAGAUGCCAAGACAAA